Impatiens glandulifera is the source of this 1682-nucleotide messenger RNA. Its product is annotated as 7-deoxyloganetic acid glucosyltransferase-like. Gene Ontology annotation, molecular function: UDP-glycosyltransferase activity. NCBI's taxonomy places the organism in Eukaryota, Viridiplantae, Streptophyta, Magnoliopsida, Ericales, Balsaminaceae. Bases 48 to 1496 code for a protein of 482 amino acids. The record is from RefSeq and is a predicted model, not a curated record. The transcript has 2 exons.
UUUGUUUUUGAAAUAAGUGAAUCGAUCGAUUGAUCUAGACGAUCGAGAUGGAUAUAGGAAAUCCCCAAGAAAAAGCCUCCUCUUCCUUCUCCUCCCAAUCCCAUGUCCUAAUCUUCCCAUUCCCUGUACAAGGCCAUGUGAACUCCAUGCUCAAGCUGGCCGAGCUCCUCUGCUUCGCCGGCGUCAAUGUUACCUUCCUCGUCUCUGAAAACGUCCACUCCCGCCUCCUCCUCCACUCCGACGUCGACCGCCGCUUCUCCGACGUCCAUCCCGGAGCGUUUCAAUUCAAGAUUUACUCCGACGGCCUCCCCCAAGAAGACCCUCGAUCAGGCCUUGAGUUCCUCGUCCAUCUUCAUAGCUGCCUCAAAACCACCAUUAAGGAAUUCUUCCUAGAUGAUUAUGCUCUCAACUCCGGUCCCCUCGGCCCGCCCACGUGCAUCAUAUCCGACGGUGUUAUGAGUUUCGUGCUUGACGUUGGGGAAGAGAAGGGUAUUCCCGUCAUUUACUUCCGGACUAUAGGUGCUUCCAGUUUUUGGUGCUAUUUUCGUCUCCCUCAUCUCAUUGAUUCCGGCGAGUUUCCGUUCCAAGGAACCGACUUGGAUUUGCCAAUACAAAAUGUAACGGGCAUGGAAGGAUUCCUCCGGCGAAGAGACCUUCCAAGCAUAUGUCGGGGUGAUCUAAAUAAUAACCCAGGCUUACAGGCUAUUAUGAAUGAGACUCUACAAACUCGACGUGCUUGGGGUCUUAUACUCAACACCUUUGAGGACCUCGAGGGACCAGUCCUACUCCAAAUUCGAACUCAAAUUCCCAAUGUAUAUACUAUCGGACCGUUACAUGCCCACUCAAAGAUAAGGCUAGCCGAGACAAUUGAGAUGAAGAGAGACGUGGUGUCGUCAACUUCCAAUAGUCUUUGGAAAGAAGAUCGAAUUAGUUGCAUGUCAUGGUUGGAUUCUAAACCAAACAAUUCGGUCAUCUAUGUGAGUUUUGGGAGUCUAUCGAUCUUGACAAGAGAACAACUUGUUGAGUUUUGGCAUGGUCUUGUGAGUAGUGGCAAGUGCUUCUUGUGGGUCAUAAGGCCCGAGUCUAUAGUAGAUGGAGAUGGUGGUGUUCCGAGAGAGCUCGAGGUGGGUACUAAGGAAAGGGGUUAUAUUGUGGGAUGGGCACCGCAAGAAGAGGUUUUAGGGCAUAGGGCCGUGGGUGGAUUUCUAACUCAUAGCGGAUGGAACUCAACUCUUGAAAGUAUUGACCAUGGGUUGCCUAUGAUUUGUUGGCCUUAUUUCCUCGACCAACAAGUUAAUAGUAGAUUGGUUGAGAGCUUAUGGGCAUUGGGUUUGGAUAUGAAGGAUAUUUGUGAUAGGUUAGUCGUCAAGAGAAUGAUCGAUGAGUUGAUGGAUGCUAAGAGAGACGAGUUUAAAAAGCGUGCUGAACAUUUUGCUAAAUUGUCGCAUAAAGCAAUUACAAGUGGUGGAUGUCUUACUCAAAUUUGGAUCGCUUGAUUGAAGACAUAAAAUCAAUGGCCCGCAACCAAAUCUAAUACAAGCAAAAUGGCCUAGCCCUCUAUGACUAAUCAUUCAAACAACCAGUGAUUUCUUAUUUGACAAUGAGACCAUAUAAUUUGCAGUUGUUUGUAUUGAUUAUGUUGUUUCUUACUUGAGGAUUUCAAAUGCCUUUUUUCAUGUUAA